Symbiodinium pilosum is the source of this 1272-nucleotide messenger RNA. Lineage: Eukaryota; Dinophyceae; Suessiales; Symbiodiniaceae. The record is from the annotation of a GenBank genome assembly.
GUCAAUCGCCUCAUUCAAGACCAUGCAGCAGAGGUUGGUGGUGAUGGCUCCAACUACUACAUGGCCCAGGCCAAAAUGGCUAUGCUGGCCAAACAGUUCCAGCGCGCAGAGGCCAUCCUAUUGGACCACAAUGAGCUGGAUGAGGCGCUGGCCAUGUAUCAGGAACUCCACAAGUAUAACGAGUCCAUCCAGCUCGCGGAACGCAAGAACCACCCCAAGUUGGUGCACCUCAAGAAUUACUACCUGCAAUGGCUGCUUUCCACACAGCAGGAGGAGAAGGCUGGGGAACUCCAGGAGAUCGAUGGCGAUUACGUCAGGGCCAUCGAGCUGUAUCUGCGUGGUGGCAUGGCUGCGAAGGCGGCCUCCGUCGUCCAGCGGCACAAUGCCAACUACUCUCAGGAACUUCUGCAGAAAAUCGUCGCCGGGUUGCAGGCAAGCGGAAUGCAUGACCGAGCUGGCGGCCUCUACGAACGCAUGGGUCUCAUUCAGCCGGCCAUGGACGCGUAUCGUCGGGGCCAUGCCUACCGACAGGCCAUUGAGCUGGCUAAGCAUUCGCAACCUGGUCUGGUGGUUGCCCUGGAGGAGGAGUGGGGUGACUGGCUGGUCUCGCAGCGGCAGGUGGAUGCAGCCAUCAACCACUACAUCGAGGCCGGUAACGCAACGAAGGCCAUUGAUGCUGCCAUGACUGCGCGUCAGUGGCACAAAGCCGAGACACUCCUGGAUCAGGCUUCCAUGGGCGCAGAUCAGACCUUUGCUCUGCCGUUCUACGAGAAGUUGGCCACGCACUAUGCGCACUCCCGCCAGCCGGAGACCCGGAUUGUGGAGAUGCUGCAGAAUCUGCAGAGCGCAGCCACGCUGCUGAACAGCACUGUAGACGACACGCUGGGCUGCAUCAGCGGUUGCCCCAUGGACUCGUCGACUUUGAACCCAAGGCCCCUUUGCGUCCUGAGCAACUGCACCACAGACUUGGCCAAGUGUCUGUUCUCUUCGACGUGCCGAAGUGGUGUCAUGUGCGAGCUUCGCUGCACAGAGUCCAUUGCCAAGACAGAGGAUGCAUUGCACUUCUCGUCAAUGAUGGAGUGCAUGCGAGUGCACUGCCCCGGCUUCCCUCCCAGCAAGACCUGCGCAGCGUUGCACUGCAUCAAAGAGGCUGGGGAGUGCGCUCUUCACACCAAGUGCCGGGAGACCCUGGAGUGUGCCAACGGCUGCGUGCCUUCGAAGUACUCGGCAGCUCUGGAGGCUGUGCAGCAGAGCGCCCAGCUGCAAGUCUGA